AUGGCAACUGACGCGAAGGUUGCGACGGCACACGUGUCCGAUUCAAAGCACUUCAUGUUCACCAGUGGAGAAACAGAUCCUGUGUGGAUUCAUCGUCUGCCUUACAAGAGCCUUCCCAGGUUCUCCAAGCUCGACCGUGACCUCGAAACUGACGUCUGCAUUGUUGGCGCUGGUAUCUCGGGUGUAUCAGUAGCUUACGAGCUUGUCACUCGAGGCCUCAAUGUCGUACUAAUUGAAGCUCGCGAGGUACUCUCGGGUGAAACGGGACGCACGAGUGGCCAUCUCGCAAACGAUCUUGACGAUGGCUAUCCGGCAAUUGCGAGCAAGCAUGGCGACAAGGGAGCAAAGGCAGCUGCUGAAUCUCACACAUGGGCUUUGAACCGUGUUGGUGAGAUUUCGAAACAACUGGGCAUUGAAUGUGAAUACCGUCAUCUGCCCGCCUACGACUUCUCGCAGUACCCGAAGAGCUCCAAAAACCAUGAGUCUGAUAUGCAGGUCAUUGUUGAAGAAGGCAUGAAAGCCAAAGAGCUUGGUAUUCCCACCGAGUACAAGCCUGGAUUUAAGCUGAGAGGAUGGGAGGGUAAUAUCGAUCAGACUGAUGCUGUGAUUUACCCUCAGCAGGCCACCUUCCACCCGACAAAGUAUGUCGCCGGUGUUCUGGAAUUCCUCAAGACACAAGCAAACUUCUCUUGCUAUACAAACACGCGAUGCAUUGAUUUGCAGGAGAAGGGUGUCGAGAUCUUGGGCAUGGGACACAAGAACGUGUAUGUGAAGACAAUGGACGGGCACACAAUCAAAUGUGCAGACGCUGUCGAAGCCACUUGUGUGCCUCUCCAAAAGCUCUCUGUCAUUGCAGAAGAGGAGUACUACCGCACCUACUGUAUCGCCAUCCGUGUCCCAAAGGGCUCUGUUGAAGAUGCACUCAUCUACGACUCCGCAGAUGUCUACAAAUACAUUCGUUUGACCGAAUGCGAUGAAAAGGAUGAUUACAUGGUCGUCGGUGGAGGCGACCACAAAGUCGGCCAGGAUAACACCGUCACGCCCUUUCACGAGCUCGAAGAAUGGACACGCGCUCGUUUCCCCCAGGCCACAACCAUCGACUACAAAUGGAGUGGCCAGAUCUUUGAACCCGUCGAUCACAUGGCCUUUAUCGGGAAGAAUCAGGGUAACAAGCACAUUUACAUCAUCACUGGCGACUCGGGCAACGGUCUCACCCACGGUGUACUAGCUGGUAAACUCAUUGCCGACUGCAUCACCGAGCAGCCCAACCCGUGGAUUACUGCAUACGACCCUGGUCGUGUCGCUUCGAUUGCCAAAUCGCUUUCCUCGAUGAUAACCCACGAUAUCCAGAUCAACGCAAAAUACAAGCGGUUCGCCCAGAGCGACAUCACGGAUAUCGAAGACUUGGUCCCGGGUGAGGGUGGUGUGCUCAAUACCAAGACUUCGAAACCACUUGCCGUGUACAAGGAUGAAGGUGGUCAGGUUCACAAGUUCAGUGCUAUUUGCCCGCAUUUACAUGGUGUCAUCACGUGGAAUAGCACUGAAAAGAGUUGGGAUUGCCCGGUUCAUGGCAGUAGGUUUAGUUGUCAUGGUGUGCAGCUUUGUGGGCCGGCAAAGGCGGGACUGCAGGCUGAGAGUGAGAGUGGGGAGAUGUUGCAGAAACAGGCGGUGGAGUGCUAG
Molecule: messenger RNA, 1680 nt
Organism: Plenodomus lingam JN3
Lineage: Eukaryota; Fungi; Ascomycota; Dothideomycetes; Pleosporales; Leptosphaeriaceae
Cellular component (GO): cytoplasm
Molecular function (GO): 2 iron, 2 sulfur cluster binding; oxidoreductase activity
Source: RefSeq, a predicted model, not a curated record